AUGGCUUCCGGUGCCACCCUCGUCAUCAUCGCAACCUUUAUCCAAACCUUUACUCCCCGCCACAAUCUUGCAUGCUACAUCGUCGGCCGUGUAGUUGUCGGUCUGGGCCAAGGUCUUGCUCUGACUGCCGGUCCAAUCUACAUUGGAGAACUUGCUCCUUCCGAAAUUCGUGGAAAGAUCAUGUCCUUCUGGCAAAUGUUCUACUCCGUGGGCUCUUUCAUCGCCUACUGGGUCAACUUUGCAUGUUCCAAGCACAGAGCUGCGUUGGGCGAGUGGGACUGGAGAAUGGUCACCAUCUUCCAACUGCUCAUGCCCGUCCUCAUCCUCUCCCAAGUGUUUUUCAUCCCCGAGACUCCGAGAUGGUACCUUCAACAUGGCGACGAUGGCACAAAGGCCAAAAAGUCACUACUCAAAGUCCGCGAUACCGAACAGGAAGUCGAUGACGAAAUCCUCAUGAUCAGAGAAGCCCUCGAGUUUGAGAAGGAAGCGAUUUCCAGCUCGUACUCUGCACUCUGGAAAGACCCCUCGGUGUUUGCCAACGACUCGACCAUCGCUUUGAUCAACGCCCUCAACGCCACCUUUGCAAUCUUCUUCACCAUGAACGCAACAUGGACUGUCGACCGCUAUGGCAGAAAGUUUUUGCUCAUCGUCGGAGCAAUAGGCAUGGCAGUCUGUAUGGUCAUCGUCGCAGCCGUGGUCACCGAAACCCCCGGCGGCAACACCAAAUCCGAACCCGUCGGUAUAGCAGUAGUGUUCCUACUCUUCCUUUUUGCAUUCUUCUACAAACCGUCAUGGGGUGCCACCGUUUGGGUGUGGACGGCAGAGAUCUUCUCUAUGAACGUUCGCGCUCAAGCAGUUGGUAUGGCUUCCCAGACCCAGAACGUUGCAAACCUCAUUGUGCAGCAAUUCUUCCCUACCUUCCUGAACAACUGUGGAUUCUACGCUUUCUACAUGUUUGCGGGUAUCAACCUUUUGCUUGCCGUCUUUGUCUGGUUCUGCAUUCCAGAGACCAAGAAUGUUACUUUGGAAGAGAUUGAUACGCUGUUUGGUGGGCAGAAUCAUGUGGCCAUGGGAGAGGGUAUGGUGGGUGUUGCCGAGGGAGAAAAGUUUGGUGUCGAGACGGUCGAGGAGAUUAGAGAGGAGAGGAGAUGA
Messenger RNA from Aureobasidium uvarum, 1152 nucleotides. Lineage: Eukaryota; Fungi; Ascomycota; Dothideomycetes; Dothideales; Saccotheciaceae. The record is from the annotation of a GenBank genome assembly.